This is a messenger RNA of Megalobrama amblycephala (Wuchang bream), 4244 nucleotides long. RefSeq names its product gastrula zinc finger protein XlCGF26.1-like. The record is from RefSeq and is a predicted model, not a curated record. Gene Ontology annotation, molecular function: DNA-binding transcription factor activity, RNA polymerase II-specific; RNA polymerase II cis-regulatory region sequence-specific DNA binding. Lineage: Eukaryota; Metazoa; Chordata; Actinopteri; Cypriniformes; Xenocyprididae. Gene Ontology annotation, biological process: regulation of DNA-templated transcription. The transcript has 3 exons. The coding region runs from base 2207 to 3562 and encodes 451 amino acids.
UCGUCUGAUGCUGUGACGUCAUAAGUCUGCGCCGCGACCCCUCGUCUGUUGUGAUUCGGUUCAUAGAUUCGGUUCAAGAAAGGUUUGUGUUUUUAAGCAUUUAACAUGUUUGAGUCGAAACAAAUCGUUCAGUCGAUUUAUAUAAUUAUUAGAGGCGAUCUGAAAUGAACAAUAUUAUUUUUUACAAAUGUAUGCUUAUCAAACACGAGUGAACGUUAUUUUUUCCUGGGUAAAGCGCUUCCACGCAUAAGUAACAGAAAAGGUGCUUCUAAUUUCGCGUCAUAUAUGGUCAAUCAGUUUAUCGUGAACACUAUUUCGGUUAAUGGAGAAAGUUACGAUGUGAUAAACGGAACUUUUUGAUACUCCGAGUCAAUUGAAUCAAAUGCUUCGCGUAUGAUUCAGUGAUUCGAAGAGCUCGAUUCACCGUACAUUGGCGAGGCUUCAAAGCCACUAGAAGGCAAGUCUACAACCAAAAAAGCUUAACGGCAACGCAGGAAAGGAGACAAGAUUAAUUCAUUUUUUAAUGUCAGUGGAGAAGAGGCUUUACUAAACAGUUUUUGUGAGGAAAUAGCUUGAUAUUUAACUUAUUGACUGUCUGCUAAUCUUCACCAUGUUUUACGCUCAACAAUAUUUUUGUUGGGAACGACAUGUAGAUUUUGCUAUGAUAAAAAGUAGGGACUAAGGAAUACAGCUGCAACUAGUCGACACUGAAAACAAUAGUGAUUUACACAAGGGGAAAAAAAAUACACUUUUUUUUUGCUCACAUUACUGUCGUGAAUGUUACUGUGACAAGCAAAGUGCGGCAUUUUAAAUAACACAUUAAAAUAAAACACUAGAGGAAAUUAUACUGAGGUACUCUUAAGUUUACCUCAGAUAUUUCUUUGAGUCAGUCGCGAGCUCAGAAAUGACCGCUUGAAAGCAAGCAAGGUGCAGCCUAAUUUUGAAAAAAAAAGAAAAGACAAGUUUUAUGUAUGUUUCGACAUGCCAAACUGGCAUCAUUCCACUGUUACCUUGCCUAACCAUAUCAAAGGUAACCUGGGCAUCAUGCAAUCUCUUUGAAUCGGGAAACAUCAAAUUCGCCAACCUUACAAUUAAAUUUCAUAUUUGAAAUCACCAAUGAAAUCUAACAACAUCCGGCUCAUAAAUUUAGUUUCUAAACGCUCGAAACAUGACAAAAAAAAAAACAAUUUUUCAGGCUGGAUCAAGCUAAUGCGCAUGCGCAGACCUAAAAUGUAUGUCUCUUUGGAUACGUGUGUCUGACUGUUUCUAUAGAAACCGGUGAUUCUAACGGCCACUGAAGUGACGCGAUGACUUUACCAGUUGGCGAUUGGCUCUUAUUUAGAAGGCGGGACUUAUUCCGCCAUAUUGCGCAUUACACUUUCUCCCAUUCAAAACAAUACGAGUGACACGUCUUGUGUUAUUCUAUAGUCUUUGACCAUAUUCAGGACAUGUAGGUGUGAUUGAUGCCAGCAAAUGCCCGUCACGUCAUUCACUUCAACUUUGAAAAAAAAAAAAAAAAAAUCCCAUUUACGAGACUACAGCAACAGACAUGUUCCCAUGGCAUUCUAAAAGUGGUAACGCAAGGCAAGCGUACUGCAUAUAUGACCUGUUUUAAGGGUCAUUAAUUAUGAGAUCUGAUUGUUUGAUUCAUUGUUUCAAAUGGAUCAUAUAUACGUACAAGUCUUUAGGGAUUUUCUUACUUUAGACUAGUCAAUUAGUUACAAAACAUCAACGUAAACGACUGUCAAAUUAGUCGAAGCGCACAUCUCUAAUAAAAAGGUAAUUUUACAAGAGAAGGCAGAAAAAGGAUUUGUCGUGACAAGUAGGACUCAUUCACGGCAUUAACAUAGUAUUUUAAUAUUAAUUUUGAGUGAUAUUGUAGAUUGCCUAAUAAAGUGUAAUAUACCAGUGUACCGACACGAAAGCACAUUUCACAAACAAUGCAGUCCUACUGUAUGUUUACUGGUGAUACAGCGCCAAAUAUGGAGCAUUUAUUCACAAGGCCAACCAACACACUGAUACACAAACUGAUUUAACGUAAACUGUAAUCGACUGUCAUAAAACUUUGAACGGCGCGCACUGACGUCACUGCCACAUGAUUGAAGUGCUUUACGUGAUCCUAAAGCUGCUAUGCUUUCUCCAAUGAAACAUGACACAGAAAAACUCCUGGUGAAGCGAUUGAGAUCCACGCGACACUAUUAUAAAGAUGGCGUUUAUUAAAGAGGAGAAUGAAGAAAUGAAGAUUGAAGAAACAUUCACUGUGAAACAAGAAGAUAUUGAGGACCAAACAGAUCUGAUAACGCUGAAAGAGGAGAGUCAAGAACUGAAUGAUGUAAAGGAAGAGAAACAUCAUGGUUUCAUAACUGGAGAAAAAUAUUUUAGUUGUUCACAGACUGAAAAAACGUCAACACCAAAAAGAGCUCAAAAGACGACAACUCACUCAGAAGAGGAUUGUUUAUGUGAUCAUUGUGGAAUGAGUUUUCCAGACUCAAAGGACCUUAAAAGACAUGUAAUAAUUCAUUCUGGAGAGAAACCUUUCAAAUGCCAGCAGUGUGAAAAGAGUUUCCGAUUCAAUAAAUACCUUAAGACUCACAUGAAUAUUCACACUGGAGAGAAGCCUUUCACGUGCCAUCAAUGUGGAAAGACUUUCUAUCAUGAAGUAAGUCUCAAGAAUCACAUGAGAAUUCACACCGGAGAGAAGCUAUUCACCUGCAAACUGUGUGGGAAGAGCUUCACACAACAAGGAAAUCUUAGACAUCAUAUGAGAAUUCACACUGGAGAGAAGCCUUUCACAUGCUCUCAAUGUGAAAAGAGUUUCUGUAAUAAAUCAAGUCUCAAGACUCACAUGAGAGUUCACACUGGAGAGAAGCCUUUCACGUGCUCUCAAUGUGGAAAGUGUUUCAAUCAUAAAGUAAGUCUCAAGAAUCACAUGAGAAUUCACACCGGAGAGAAGCCUUUCAUCUGCAAACUGUGUGGGAAGAGCUUUUCAGAACAAGGAAAUCUUAGACAUCAUAUGAGAAUUCACACUGGAGACAAGCCUUUCACAUGCUCUCAAUGUGGAAAGAGUUUCAAUCAUAAAGUAAGUCUCAAGAAUCACAUUAGAAUUCACACCGGAGAGAAACCAUUCACCUGCAAACUGUGUGGGAAGAGCUUCUCAGAACAAGGAAAUCUUAGACAUCAUAUGAGAAUUCACACUGGAGACAAGCCUUUCACAUGCUCUCAAUGUGGAAAGAGUUUCUGUAAUAAACCAAGUCUCAAGACUCACAUGAGAAUUCACACUGGAGAGAAGCCUUUCACAUGCUCUCAGUGUGGAAUGAAUUUUACAUAUAAGGAAUCUCUUGAAAUCCACAUGAGAAUUCACACUGGAGGGAAGCUGUUCACCUGCAAACUGUGUGGGAAGAGCUUCUCGCGAAAAAGAAAUCUUAUGACUCAUGUGAAACUUCACAAUGGAGAGAAGCCUUACAAGUGUCCUCAGUGUGAAGAGAGUUUCACAUAUCAUAGAGACCUGAAACAUCACUUGCAAACUCAUUCUGGAAAGACAUUGCAGUGUUCCUCAGUGUAACGAGAUUUAGAAAAAUUAGCAAUUUCAGAAAUCACUUGACCAUUUACGCUGAUUAAAGGCAAUUUAGUUAUGAUCAGUGUAAUUAAAAAAUUACAUCACGUGUACAAAUAACCCUGAAAAGUGCUUAUGCGAGACCCUAUUCGUUUUUCUGUAAAUACAUAUAAAAUGGUUCUGCAAUUUUAAACAGCACCAGAAAAUCUUUCUCUCUGUAAAAUUAAGGCUACACACUAUGGCUGAAUGUAGACAAAAUCUGUUUUUCUGCUCAAAUUUAUACUAUAACUGCCAUAUGUUUUAUUUGCAUCUUUUAUUUAUAUUUUAACAUUUUCUUUUCUUUUGUGAUUUACUAGGCAUUCCACAAUUCUCAAUAUAAUAUUGAAACAUACGGUCCAACAUCCACAGUUUAAUACAUUCUUGUGGAUUGAGUUUUUUUCGCACUCUCAGAAUUGGCUCUGCUUGUAUGUAGGGUGGCCAACUUCAGAAAAAUUUGAAGAAUUUAUCUUCCAGAAUCUUGCAGUAAGUUUUGGGAGUUUAUUUUUAGUCCAUCUCCUACCCUGAAGACCGUAUGAACUCCCAAAACUUACUGCCAGAUUUUCAUAAAUUCUUCAAACAAUGGUGCUGGUCCUUCAAGAGUCACUCUCAAUCUGUCUGUCUAUAAAGACUAUAAAAACAAAACAAAAAAAAA